Messenger RNA from Salvia hispanica, 2002 nucleotides. RefSeq names its product serine carboxypeptidase-like 42. Gene Ontology annotation, molecular function: serine-type carboxypeptidase activity. The record is from RefSeq and is a predicted model, not a curated record. Gene Ontology annotation, biological process: proteolysis. NCBI's taxonomy places the organism in Eukaryota, Viridiplantae, Streptophyta, Magnoliopsida, Lamiales, Lamiaceae.
GAUCCUUUUUCUCACACACAAUACACAGUGGGUGAGUGAGGAAGCUGCUGUAUUCCAACGUCCCACUGCCCUUGUGGCUCAGAUCAUUCAAUUCCAGAAUUCUGAUUCAAUGAGAUAACAACAAAAAACCCAUUACUCCUGGCAGCAGAAGCCCGUAAUUAACUCACGCAACUAUGCUUACACCUCUCUGUAUCUAUAUAUAGCCAUUUUUACCCUCUGAAGAAUUUCAGCUCUGCACUUUUGAUAAAGACACCCCACCCCAGAAUUCACGUGCCCUCUUUCCCAACAUAACUCAUUACUUAUAUAGCUCAAAGUUUGCAUCUUUAUGCAGAGGAAAGGCGGUUUCUUGAUUUCAUUUUCUGAGAUGUGGUGGCUGGCAGCGGCUGUGGUGCUGGGGCUGGUGGCUGGGGGUGGUUAUGCCUUCCCGGAGGAGGAUCUGGUGGUCAAAUUGCCAGGUCAGCCUCCGGUGAAGUUCAGGCAGUAUGCAGGCUAUGUCGACGUGGAUGUCAAAAAUGGGAGGAGUUUGUUUUACUAUUUUGUGGAAGCUGCGGAUGACCCUCAUCACAAGCCCUUGACUUUAUGGCUCAAUGGAGGCCCGGGUUGCUCAUCAAUGGGAGGAGGUGCGUUCACGGAGUUAGGUCCUUUCUUUCCUAGAGGAGAUGGCCGCAGCCUCCGUGUGAACUCAAAAUCGUGGAACAAAGCAUCGAAUCUUCUGUUUGUUGAGUCUCCAGCCGGUGUAGGGUGGUCGUAUUCAAAUACCAGCUCAGACUACAAGUGUGGCGAUGCAUCCACAGCAAUGGAUAUGCACAUGUUUAUGAUGGGAUGGUACACAAAGUUUCCUAUGUUUCGAACCAGAGAUUUAUUUCUCACAGGUGAAAGUUAUGCCGGGCAUUACAUCCCGCAGUUAGCUAUUGCUCUUCUCGACCACAACGAGCAUUCUAAAGACUUCAAGUUCAACAUUAAGGGUGUUGCUAUUGGCAACCCUCUUCUAAGGCUUGAUCGUGAUGUUCCAGCAACGUACGAAUUUUUCUGGUCACACGGAAUGAUUUCAGAUGAAGUUGGGCUUGCCAUUAUGAAUGACUGUGAGUUCGAUGAUUAUACAUUUGCUAGUCCGCACAAUGUGUCUAAAUCCUGCAACGAGGCCAUAUCCGAGGCAGUUGAGAUUGUUGGUGAUUAUAUUAACAGUUAUGAUGUUAUUCUGGAUGUGUGCUAUCCAUCCAUUGUAGAGCAAGAAUUGCGACUCAAGAAACUGGCUACCAAGAUCAGUGUUGGAGUAGACGUCUGCAUGACCUACGAGAGGCGCUUCUACUUCAACCUUCCCGAGGUUCAGAAGGCGCUACAUGCAAAUCGAACCAAUCUACCGUAUAGUUGGUCUAUGUGCAGCAGCCUUCUGAACUACAACGAGGUAGACGGUAACAUUGACAUUCUUCCUUUGCUAAAGAGGAUCAUUCGAAAUCACAUUCCAGUUUGGAUUUUUAGUGGGGAUCAAGAUUCGGUUGUGCCUUUACUUGGUUCACGUACAUUAGUACGUGAGCUUGCUCAUGAUCUUGCGUUCAAGAUCACAGUACCAUAUGGAGCAUGGUUCCAUAAAGGACAGGUGGGAGGUUGGAUGACUGAGUAUGGAAACUUGCUGACUUUCGCAACGGUUAGAGGUGCUGCUCAUAUGGUGCCUUAUGCACAGCCAUCAAGGGCUUUGCAUCUCUUCAGCUCAUUUGUUCGAGGCAGGCGCCUGCCAAACAACACGCGGCCUUCCAUCGAUGAAUAAAUAUGCUGUUGAUGAUCAUGAUCAAAGUGAGUUUCAUGAUGUUGCUUUUUUUUGGUGUGUUUUGAAUUUGAUUCAUAGUUAUUUAUGCUGAGUUUGAUUUCUCCCCAAGGCAAAAGGGCCAUUUCUUAGUUGUUGUAAAACAAAGGAAAAUCAUAGUACUAGGAAUGAUGAAUUGAUGAUGUAUUCAUUUUUUUGUGGAAUGAAUGGAAAUUAUCAUUGCUUCGGUUGUUCAUUGAA